AUGGAUUGGAAAAAAAACGAUGGCAAUAAAGAACUACAAAUCCUAGACCCUGAUGGCAACAAAGAACUGCAAAUCCUAAGCCAUGAUGGCAAUAAAGAAUUGCAAAUUCUAGGCUCCGAUGUAAAUGAAGAUAACGAAACUGACGAAGAUACUGAAGAUACUGAUCCGCAUUUAUCCAUCACCUCGGUUUUUUAUGUUCAUUUACCACAAAACAUAGAUCCAAGUAUUCAUCAACCGGUAAUUCUUGGAAACUGUGCAACUUUAGGCAAGUGGAAAAUACCGAAAGUCCUGCUUCGUAAGAUUAUGAACACAACUCUCUGGAAAUCUGAGCCUGUGCGCAUUCCUACACAUAUGGAGGAUAUAUUCUAUAAGUAUGCUAUUUGUCGUCGCGAAAAUAAGUGGUUUGGUCGUAAAGGCAAACUAAUAGUCGAUCAUUUUGAGGGUUAUGGUGAAAAAACCAAUCGCAAAAUGGUGUUUCUUGAAAACCAUUACGACUUAUGGCAAGACAACUAUUAUAUGAAACUCAAUACAAGGUUCCUUAAAAAUGAAUUUCAAUUUGUCAAAUGUAUUUACGAGAACAUUAAAGGCAUUCAAACUUUAAAGGAUAGAAUUAUGGAAUAUCAAUAUAUUUUUCGUCAGCACAAAGAUCUCACUAAUUCUGCAACAAAUAUCAAUUUCAUUCAGAAUAAAUUAAUGUCUAGUGUCUCAAAGGAACAACGACUCUUCUUGUGCAUUCUUCUCGGACAUUAUAUGCUUCAACCAAACAAACCAAUGAUAAACAAUUGUUAUCUUUUACAGAACUUUCCAUCUACCGCUUUAUUGGAAGACCUUGAAAGUAUAGAUCCAGAUUUCAGUCUCUCUGAUACUAGGCAUCUUGUCACACAAGCGAUUCGAGCUUUAGUCCAACACAAUUCUAAGUAUGGCUUCACAACAUGGUUUAAAAUGUUCGCCCUUGCACCAAUGCUCGAUGAGUCAUAUGCUUUUAUAGACACUAUAGAAUUUUAUAAUUUCGAAAAACAUCCAGAUCAGUUUUUUAAUGCGUUGAAAGACAAUGUGAAGCCCCACAUUGAUGAACUGUUUCAAAUGAAGCAUGUAUUUUAUAAAGCUGUACAGAAACUAGUUUCAUUAUCGUAUGACUUGGAAAGUCUUUUAUUUUUGUGGGAAAAAAUUAUCGGGUUUGAGAAAACAGAUGAUCACUUGCGCAAUGCGAUGAAGAAAAGGAUUGAUGAAUUAAUAAAAGAUGACAAGCCUUCUCAACUUAAAGUGCACUUUUAUAUUUUCCCGGAGAAGUUACAACUUGAUGUCGCACAAAAUUUCAGGACCAAACUUUUAAAGUUGCUAAAAGAAAGAAACUCAAGAUGGAAAUGGGAAUAUCCAGAUAUUGUUUCCUUUCAAGAGCUUCUUCAGGAGGCUAAUUUACGGUGGCCAAUUGAGGAAUAUCCUCAAAUACUUGAAUCAAUUGCGGUAUCCGAUCAAAUACUAGUAUCGGAAUCUUUUCCUGAAGUUAUAAAAUUUAUAUUGGAAUCAAAAGCUACUGGAAGGAACCUUGAUUUAAUCUUUGAAUCAUCAGUCAAAUGGUUUGAAAGGAUGGUCUCCUUUCGCACAUCCAAUUUCAUUGCUACUAAUGGUCCAAAUGCCAAAGAAAGUAUAGCAUACAUUGUCUUUUAUUAUCUUUCUCGAAUAUAUCCACUUGUUUCGCAUCGCCAAAAAUUUUCUUGUAGAUUGAAAGAUCACGCAGAUAAAAUAGUACUUUCGUUAGCCGAUGAUGUUAUCUUCCCUCUUGCAUCAUAUAUCGAUGAGUUUCAUCAUGAUAUUAUUGAUCAUUUUGAUACUUUAUUGAGGCAAAAAAUUGAACAUUCUAUUCAAGACCCGGAUGAUAAACUUUUAAAAAUGAUAAUGCUCAUAUGUAAUAGCAAAGUGUUUUUAAACGUGAAUAAUGGCUUUUGUGAGAGAAUAUUAUGCUUUAUAUUAGACCGUCUCCAACUAAACGAUAAAAAAGUAUAUCAUAAAGAAGCCUAUCAGCUUUCGCUGCUUCGAUAUUCGCAAUUUUGGACAGAAAUAUUUCAAGCAAAAGGCCACACAACUGAAUUACAUUCGCAUCCAUAUGUUAAAAAUGUGCGUGAUCACGUAGUUAAUAUGGCUGCAUCAAUUGCUGAAAACACGAUUACAAUGGGAUUUCUUCUGGAAUUAUUAAGGUACUCGGGUGAUAAAAACGAAAGUCUUGUAAAAUAUUUUAAUUCUGCUGCAGUAGAAAGUCAAGCAGAAGAUACUGAUAAUCUCAUCGUAACUGAUGAAAUUCUCGUUGCUAUGCAUCGGCAAUGUCAGAAAUACAUGUCUACUUUUACGCGUCUUGAUAAAUUUUAUGAACGAUUUUGUUCGUCUGCCUUGGUAACAGAUGCUAGAAAAUACCAUGACGAUCUAUUACACAGGCAAGAUAACAUAAAAACCGUCACUCUUGAGGAAUCAGGUACUCGAGACCAUUGGUCGAUUCAUUCCACAACAAUUGAUGUUAUGGAGACCUCUUAUCAUUUGGUUGAAUCGCAAACCUUCAAUAAUAUUUUUCAGGCUGCAUUAAAGACAGAAACGCGAGAGCUGAAUGUUGAAAUUGUAACCACGGAAAUAAUUCAGAUGACUAUUAAACACUAUAACACAGUAUGCCAAGGAUAUGAAAAGUGUGAAAACAUCAAAUGCUCUGAAGCAAAUGAAUUCUGGAAACAUGUCGACCAAAAUAAUAUUCGUUCUGAAAUCGAUUUUAUGACUCCGAACUGGACUCGCACUCCCUCAAACAAGCAAUUACAAUCGUUAAUUUCUUCAGUGACAUACUUAAUUAACAUUCCAACAUUGAAAGAAAAAUUAAAUAAUCUUUUAAUGGUCAUAAAAAACUUGACAAUACCACACAAUCCGAACCAAUGGGUUAUAACAUUUGCUAAUUCACUAGAUGACGAAAAUUUAAAACUCGGCAAUUUACAAAAAAUAUUUGGAAAUGUAAACAUGCAAUUUAAAAAAUUCAAAUUAUCGGAGGAGUUCUGGUCAAUAAUUAAAGAAAUCGCUUGUUCAAAAGAAUGCAUUAAUUUUCUACAAGAGCUUGUUGGUCAUGAUCUGAAAAAUUUAAUCAAUGGUGCAGACGAUCAUUCCGAUGAACGUUUGAUCCAAGAAGAUACCGUCUCAACAUUUAUUCAAGUAAAACAGGUUUUGGAGCCUUUGCUAAAUAAAAGAGAGGACACCGCUCAAUUUGCGGUAGAUAACUUUAUAAACAAUCUAGUUGAUAUAAUCAAAACAAAUUCAUCACUUGCUCCAAAGUUGAGACUGUGCAAUGCACACACACAAGCAUUAAAAAAUAUGUAUAAAAAUAUUUCAAACCGAGGUGAAGUGACAAAAGAAAAGAUUUUUUAUGCAGUAACAAAAGGCGUAUAUUCUUUUACGAGAAUAGAAAAUAAUGAAUACCAAUGCACUGCGACAUUAUCAUAUCCAUCCAACAAUAUACGUGAUGGCGUAGGAUUAACAGAGUAUGCUUUUAGUGACCUUCAGGAUUUACGUGGGCGUGCUCUUUUAAUAGCCAAAGCACCUGUUGAUGCCAAAAUGUCGGAUAAAAAUGAUAUGGUUAACGAAAUAACCUCUGCUCAUAUGAAUGAAUUUGUAAUUCAAGUAGACAUAUCUCAACAAAUAAUUGAUGUAUCUUCACAGCUUGUGGAGCUUGGUCACUUUGGAUAUCGUGAUUUUAAAGCAUCAACACGAUCUACGCGAGAAAUGGAAACUUUGUUACAAAUUCUGAUUGACCAUUUAAAUGAUUGGCGAAAUAUCGUCAAAGAAGCACAAGAAAAACAUUAUUAUUUGACUUUCUUCCUAGCUAGACACAUCUUAACAUUUUAUGACUAUUUUACAUUCCAAGAAGGUCAUGAAAACAACAAAAAUAAAUGUGCUAUGCUCUUACGAUUAGUUAAUGAUGAAGCUGAAUUACCAGAUAUUGUAGAAGAUUAUACCAUCUUCCGUGAAUGUGAUAAUCAUUUCGAUAUUCUCUGUGCGAUUGGAGAAAAAUUACACGAUAUUUUUAUCAAAAUUCCAAGUAAACGUCCAAUAACAGCAAAUGUUGAGCAAAUAGCAUCAGAUAUAGUUCAUUCAGGACAACUUUUUGUUGCGACAUGUAUUAAUAAAUUAAGAGUACCAAAUAUUAUUAUGAGUUUGUAUGCUGUUAAUUUCGAUAGAUGCUAUCCAGAAUCUUGGCAAAUAUUAAUUUGUAAGUCAUCCACUAGAGCAGAAGAACUCUUUAUUUUUACAAAGCGAUGUUUCUUUGCAGCAAAGAAUGGAUAUGAAAAGUAUUUGUUUUGUAUCGCGAAUGUAGAAUAUCUUGAGUUCGACUUGCAAUAUCAAUUAGUAACACAUAUACGUUCAUUAUGCCAACAAGAGAACAAAUUCAAUUUAGCUUUGAUAUGCUGUCGUGAAAAAGGAAUGCUUCAUCAUAUACUUGACCAAUUUUCUGAAUAUGUUCAUGUUACUGAAGGACUCGACGCAGAGUCUAUGAGAAACAUUUAUAAAGAAUUAUGUCCGAAUGUAAUUGCGGUUUCUUCAGACUUAUCUGGACAAGGAAAGACAGAAUGGAUUAAGGAACGCAGUUUUGAACAUGAUUUAAUACCAAGAAGCUUUUUGGUUAGUGAUGGCAUGACAUUUGGGGAACUUGUCCGAAGAUUAUCUGAAACUGAAUUCCGAGAAUUUGAAAGUUUGCAUCUUAAUAUAAUGUUAAUAGACUAUCCUUACGAAGUUAAUAUGUUUUUAUUUGAAUUAUUGUCGCUUAGAAUAGCAAGAAAUGGAAUCAACCUUGCUUGUAUUCCAUCGACAUUCAUAUUUAUAGAAGUUGCCUCUACCAUGGAACAAUAUUUGUUAAAUUCAUUGCCAAUCACAGGAUACUUAACAAGGCAACAUUUAACAUGGAAUAUCAAUAACCUUAUUAAUUCUUAUAAUCAUAAUAGUUCAACUCAAAUAGUUGCAAGAUAUUUAGAUGCAUAUGAUCGGAAUAUAAUUAAUGGAACAGAUAUUAGUUUCACGGAAGAAGAUGAGCCAAUACCUCAAGAACGUUGUCAGCAACUUUUUCAGAAUUAUUUCUUUAGAAAUCGUACUCAAGAUGUCACGUCUUAUCGUUUUCUCGAAAUAUUUGUUAACGUUCUUGCCGAUCAAUUAUUACGGAUGUCAUCAAGCGCAUUUUUUCGUGUAGAACUACUGAACCAGAUGGUAAAUGAUCAAAAUAUCAGAAAAACCUUGCUGGAAACUCUAAUGGACGUUUCUUCUGAUUUUGCAACACGUUCUGUGAACUCUAAGGCAGAUCAAUUAAAAAACUUAUCUGAUGCACCCAAUGCAAAUUUGGGGACUAUUAAACAUUGGGAAGAUACAAAUCAUUUACUAGUAUUUUUCUUAUCGCAAACGCCUGACUCUAUCUGCGCCCUUUACCGUGAUAGAAAUAUGGUGCCGCAAAAUGUUAAAAAUCUGUUAAGUAGUCAGAAUGUUGGGACAGUAGGAGAAUUCAUACUAGAUAAUUAUGAUGAAAUGUCUCCGGAUAAGAUUUUGGAAAAGCUGGAAUGUUUGGCACGCAAUACACUUGAAGAACGCAAAUAUCCACCAUAUGCGCUUUCUACAGAUAAUCUUUUAAAAAUGGCAUUAAUCCUUUUGCGAGCCCGUACUAAUGUUCCUGUAGUUUGCUGUGGAGAGGCUGGGUGUGGAAAGACAAGCUUAAUCCAGUUUUUAUCAAUAGUUAUAAAUGUUGAAUUUGAAGCUUUAAAUUUACACGCUGGUAUAAAAGAACAAGACAUCCUGGAUUUCAUGAAUAAAGCUGAAAAAAUCGCACAAGAACGUCAAAUAUGGCUAUUUUUUGAUGAGAUAAAUACAUGCAAUCAUAUUGGAUUGCUGGCUAAUCUCAUAGCACAUAGGGAAAUUUUUGGUCGAAAAAUCCAUCACAAUAUUAGGCUUUUCUCAGCUUGCAAUCCAUAUCGGUUACGAUUACAGUUAAAAAAUGACGAACAAGCAGGUCUUUUGGCAAAAAGAUACGAGGAACAUAGCAAUUUGGUUUAUCAAGUUCAUCCACUUCCUGAUCAAAUUCUGGAUUACGUUUGGGAUUAUGGUAUAUUAAAACCAUCAGAUGAAAAGAUCUAUAUUAACAUUAUGGUUAAAAAAUAUUUGGAAGAAGAAAGAUUAGAAUCCAAAUUAUUCGCUGAAUUAUUAUUCGCUUCACAAGAAUUUAUUCGAUAUCAUGAGGGAGCUCAUAGCGUUAGUUUACGAGAUGUAAAACGUGCCAUCACUCUUGUCAAACACUUUCACAAGAGCCUAAUUAAUCGUCCACGUCCUAAUCAACGUCCUAAUCGUUCCUACCCUCAAUAUCCCUCUAUAAUUAAUGGAAUGGAAAAAGAGGUUGGAAUUGUAGUCCGGUCUUAUAUCCUUGCACUAUAUCUUAGUUAUCAAGUCAGAGUAUUUGAUCAAACAUUACGUACACAAUAUCGCGAAAAAAUAUGCAAAACAUUUAAUGAAUUCAGGACAACAAAAAUAACACGAAACAUGACGGAAGAGCUUUUUAUAAAGAUUAUUAAAGAGGAACAGAAAGAUUAUAUCAUUAGGAUGACAAAGCCACCGCAAACUGCAGAAAACGAUGCAUUACUUGAGAAUGUGCUUGUAAUGAUUGUUUGUAUAUUUACCAAAAUUCCCGUAUUUAUUAUUGGUGCGCCUGGGGCGUCAAAAUCAUUAGCAAUUCGGUUAAUUAGCCAGAACCUUCGCGGUGCUGAUUCAGGUGAUCCGUAUUUCAAGACAUUGCCGCAAAUUUAUAUUAUUCCAUACCAAGGCUCGUCUUCAUCCACCUCUGAUGGUAUCAUUAAGGUCUUUAAAAAAGCACAAAAUUAUCAAACGACUAGUUCUGAGGAAUAUCCUCUAAAUACCACAAGUCCACAUAAUCCAUUGAAAGUUCUGCAUUCUUUACUCGAACCAAGCUACCCAGCCGAAUAUCCAAAUGUUUCAGUUGUUGGUAUAAGUAAUUGGAGAUUAGACAAUUCCAAAUCAAGUAGAGCACUGCUGGUGCAAAGGCCUAAAUUUGAAGAACGAGAUUUGAUUGACACAGCAGAUAGAUUAUUUGAAAAUAAUAAAGCAUGGUCAAAACGUUUUAAUGUUCUUAGUGGUUUUAAUUCUAAGAAAGUAAAACUAGAAGCAUUGGCUAACUCUUAUUUAGAGUAUGAAAAAAAACAACCUAUUGGUAAUUUUCAUGGACUUAGAGAUUAUUACUCGUUGGUAAAAAGUCUUGGCGGUAGUGAGCUUGCACCAGAAUCCAUAAAAAUGGCACUAGCAAGAAAUUUUGGUGGAACAAAUCAAAUGGACAAACUGUAUGACGAACAUUUUGCCAAUGUUUUAAAAGCAUUUAACACAACCAAUCACCAUCAAAUUCAAUUUUCUGCUGAAGACCUUAUCAAAGCCAACCUUAAAGAUAAGAAUGCUAGGCAUUUAAUGUUAAUUGGUAAAAGUGAUUCUAUUGUCAAUAUUUUGACAUAUAAAUUGAGAUAUUGGAAUAAGGAGCUUUCGGAAAGUAAAGACCUUGAUGCUAUUGAUGAUGUGACAUCUUGGGAUCUAGAACCUGUAGUAAUUUAUGGAAGUCAGUUUCCAGACGAUCGUGAUGACGAUUAUCAGUAUGGAGUAUUGAGUCGUAUUAUGAUGUGUGUUGAAGCUGGAAGGCCGCUUAUAUUGACAGAUCUUGAAAUUAUAUAUGGAAGUCUUUAUGAUUUGUGGAAUCAGAAUUACAUAACUGUUGGUAAAGAGGGUGAUAUAAAAUAUUAUACGCGCGUAGCAUUGGGUGCUUAUUCGAAUCCAAUGGUUUGCGUGCACGAAAACUUUCGUUGCAUUUUGAUACUUGAUGAAAAGAAUGUAAACCUAGCAGAUCCGCCGCUUCUAAAUCGAUUUGAAAAACAAAAAAUAUCGAUUAAUGAUGCUUUAAAUGAUUAUAUGGGAGGAUUAGUAGUAAAACUUGCCGAUUGGUCACAUCAAAUUUCAAAAUACAUAAAGAAGGGUGACACAUCUAAAUCCGAAUUUAAUGAGCAUGAUAUUUUUAUUGGGUUUGAUAAAGAAGAAACCUUACAAAGUUUGGUUAUUUAUAAUUGCAAUAACAAAGAACUUAAUAAUGACGAUGAAACAGUUCUGAAUAAGUGUAAAGAAUUAUUAAUAGGCAUUGCAACAUCAGAUGGCAUGGUGCGAUCAAAGGAAUCUAUGUUGUCAGUUACAAAUCAUGAAGAAACGCAAAACUGGUAUAAUUUCUAUUUUCAUGAGCAACAACAUGAAAACCUUUUCAAGUAUAUUCAAUCACUAUUAAAUAAUAAUGAAGACACUAUGAAUAAGCAAGGGUUCAAAGUAAUAAUUAACACGUUUUCAAACAUCAAUACUGAUAUAUCUUUCUGCUUGAAUGAUAUCAUGACAUAUCAAGUUGACAAGAUUUCGACAUUCAAAUCUGAAGCACAGUUACAAAAUCGAAUUAAACAUUUCUGGUUAGAAUCAGAUGAUGAAAUAUUAAUCCUUCAAUGCGACCUCUCAAUCGUUAAUUCUGGAUGUGUUAAACUUGCAAAAUUCAUUAUUGAACAAUGUAGAAAUGAAUACUUGUCUGCAGACAAGUUCUCGGAAAACACUAAGCCAAUAAAGCAUGUUUGCAUCAUUCUUCAUGUACAACGAAAAAAUGAUACUAAAUCAUCAUUUAAUUUUAUGUGUGGUUGGGAUUUGGUUACAAUUGAAACUCUAGAACCUCAAAAACAUCACCUCUUAGAUUAUCUAGAUGGAAGUAUGUCUCAGAUACUUGAUAAUACUUAUAAAUUUGAAGAGAUUAUCGAGCAAGAAUUAUUUUGGUGCUUGCUUUGUAUGCGAUUCCAAUCUCCUAAAUCCGUUGAUUAUAUAAAAUUUCUCUACCAACAAAUUCCACGCCAUACUACAUUAAUUGAAUGUUUAAAGACCAGGUCACUUGAAUGGCUUCAGGAAAAUGCACCCGAAAAUUGGCAAUUCCAAGUUGCAACAAACAAAACUGAUUUACAUUUAUAUUCAUCAUUUUCUAUUGCUCUUCAAACAUAUAUUCGUAAUCUGGUCAGAAAACCAAUUGCAAAACUUCUCUGUGCACUGGAAAGAUUUUCAGGUCUUUCGAGUCUUUUUAACAAUAGUCACUUGGAACAUGAUCUAUAUGCAGAUGAAACCGCAGUCAGUUUACUUACAUUUUGGGAAAAAGUAUUUAUGGAUCCUAAAAUUAUUAAUAUCGAAUUCAUGCUAGAUCCACGACCAGAUAGAUACUUUAUACAGAAUAAAAACCAUGAUUUAGUAUUUCCUUUUUCAAUAUACAUCAUGGGCCAAAUUGAUAAAUUCAAAAGAUUGUAUGAAGAAGAUUUAGCAAUGUUAGAAGAAAAGGAAGAAAAUUUAGAUGGUUCUGGAGAACUAAAAGCUACUAUUAUUGAUGACUGCAUAGAAAGAUUUUCUGCAAACAUAAUGUCGGCAGUUCCAAUAUUGAAGCAACCACAAUUGACUGAAUUUGCUGAAUUAUAUUUCAAGGAUUUUUUAUCAAUUUUUUCGCCAAUACAUAAUGACAAUGAAUUCUUAUCUUGGAUCAUCAGUCAUAAUAUGGGACAACAAAUACCAAAUCCUUUUAGGCUUCAUGUAUAUUGGUGGGAUAAUUCUGAAAUUGCAAUAACUGAAUUACAACUGUCGAUACUAUGCCCUACGGUAAUCAAAGAAAUGCACGAAUUGGAAUUUGAACAAAGCAAAGAAGUGAACUUUGAACGAUAUUUGUUGGAGCAAAUUGCAAAAAUGACGAUGGAAAAGCUUUGUACGAUUGAUAUAAAUGAUACAAACUAUAUAAAAAAUCAACUUUUGAUAUGGCAGCGUGAUACCACAAAUAUUUUAUCUUUAUCAAGCAAAUUACAUAAUUCUUUUGAUAACCUAGCUAUUCACAAACUGCGAAUAUAUAAUGAUCUCUCAAAAUCUCUCGAAUUACCAAAACUUAUUGAAAUUCGGAAUCUUGAAAAAGAGAAAGACAACGAUGAAAACGAUGAAGAAGCACUUUCAGAACAGUUUAUAGAUAUAGUAUUUGAAACGUUGUAUGAACUACAACAAACAGAAGAUAAUAUAUCAUUACAAAGAUCUUUCACAAAUAGGUGUUUAAACACAUUACCACUCGAAUCACCCAUUCGUCUUCGUCUUUAUGAAAAAAUUUUUACGCAAGAACCUUUGCCAUUAUUAAGCUUCCCAACUAUUCAUCGUAUCUUCCUCACAGAGUAUGAAGACGAUGAAAUUUUCUUUAAUUUAAUUGAUAAUCCACUUGAAAUUUUAGAAGAAUCUGAACGCUUACAAGUCAUAGAAGGCAUUUUGAGUACUAAACAUCCUGAUUCAGAGAUAACUGCUUUGUGUUGCGAUGUAAUUCAAACGCAACGAUUAGAAUUACAGAAACCUUUAAUUCAUUCAUUAAUGUAUUAUUUGCUUAAGUCUUUGCGAUUAUUAGGAUUUUCUAUCGAUGAUAUAAACCGAUUUUGUGGAGUGCAGCAACAAAUCAUGCCAUGGCUUGGUGGACUUGUGUGGGAUGAUGAUGAUAGCCGAUUGGGUUAUAAUCCCUAUUGGUAUGUGGAACAAUAUAAGCGAGCUGAGUUUGCAGUCGCAAAAAUGUUAAGUCGCGGAGAUUGUGAAUAUUUGGAUACAUUAAUAGAAGAUAUAUUAGAUCCAACAACAGAAAAUCCAAUCAAUCUUCGGAUUUCAUUUGCAGGAAUAAUUAUAAUGAGACUUUAUAUUAUUCGAGCAACACGUGAAUGGAAUCAAUCUGAAACGCUGCUGGCACAAAAGAUCGAAACUUAUUUCGAUACACUUCAGUUCCCUCAGUUCUAUAAACAGCCAAUGUUAGGCUUUUUAUCAAAUAAGCAUGCACUUUGUAAACUUGUUGUCGAAGAUGAUAAUAAAAAAAUAUUUAUAGCCUCAGUAAUCGCGCAUAUAAUUGCUUUGCACAUUUCAAUUCCUCAAAAUUCUUCUCCGUUAGCUACAUAUAUGCAAGCAUUGCAAACGUGUCAAGAUGAUUUUAUUUUGACAUGUCCUUCUGACGAGCUAACUGUUAUAAUGAACGCAAUAAUGGAUGAAGUAAAGAAUAAUGAUAGACGAUUAACAAGGUAA
This is a messenger RNA of Cetraspora pellucida, 11139 nucleotides long. The record is from the annotation of a GenBank genome assembly. NCBI's taxonomy places the organism in Eukaryota, Fungi, Glomeromycota, Glomeromycetes, Diversisporales, Gigasporaceae.